Molecule: messenger RNA, 1257 nt
Organism: Microthlaspi erraticum
Lineage: Eukaryota; Viridiplantae; Streptophyta; Magnoliopsida; Brassicales; Brassicaceae
Source: the annotation of a GenBank genome assembly
AUGUUGCCAAAGUUCGAUCCAACAGAGCCAAAAGCUUGCUUGUCAGUUCUUGAGGAUGUGACCAGUAACGCAAAGCAGAUUCAAGACUCUGUGUUGGAAGCAAUACUUUCACGUAAUGCUCAAACAGAGUAUCUUAAAGGUUUCCUCGACGGUCAAGUCGAUAAGCAGAGCUUCAAGAAGAACGUACCAGUUGUGACCUACGAAGAUUAUCGCUCUUAUAUCGAUCGUAUCGCUAUUGGCGAGUCCUCUGAUCUCAUCUGUGAUCGACCCAUCAUUGCUCUCCUGUCCAGCUCAGGUACGUCAGGAGGAGUGCCAAAGUUGAUUCCUUUGACAGCAGAGGAGUUGGAACAGAGGAUAUUGUUUGCAUCUCUCUAUGCACCACUACUCUACAAGCACAUAGAAGGGCUUAGCGAAGGGAAAACUCUCAAGUUUUAUUUCGUGAGCCGAGAAGGCGAGACUGCAUCAGGCUUGAUGGUCAGGACUAUGAUCACUUGUUUUCUGAAAAGCCUUAAUCCAACCAACUCCCUUAUUUGGGACAAAAUACAGAUAAGCCCGUAUUCGAUUUCGACUUGUUCAGACACUACUCAGAGCAUGUACUGCCAAUUGCUCUGUGGGCUUGUACAGCGAGAAAGUGUAACUUGCCUUGGUGCGCCUUUUGCUUCUUCCUUCCUCAAAGUAAUCAAGUUCUUGGAAGAUCACUGGGAUGAGUUAUGCUCAAAUAUAAGGACUGGCCGGCUCAGCGACUGGAUCACGGACGCUCAAUGUGUUUCAGGGAUGGGUAAGUUCCUCACCGCUCCAAAUCCAGAACUAGCGAGCCUGAUCGAGCAAGAAUGCAGUAAAUCAUCAUGGGAGGCAAUAGUCAGGAGGUUAUGGCCAAAUGCUAAAUGCAUCGAAGCCAUCGUGACUGGCUCCAUGGCACAGUACAUUCCAAUGCUCGAAUUCUACGGCGGAGGUCUUCCUUUGAUUUCAAUGUUUUACGGCGGUUCUGAAUGUUUCUUUGGUUUCAAUGUCAAUCCUUUGUCCAAGCCUUGUGAUGUUUCGUACACUGUCGUUCCAAGUAUGGGGUACAUCGAGUUCUUAGAGGUGGACAAAGACCAUCAAGAAGCUGGUCAUGAUCCCACAAAGAAGCCUGUGGUCGUCGAUCUUGUGGAUGUUCAAGUUGGCAAUGAUUAUGAACCUGUUGUCACAACGUUUUCUGGUAAGUCUUUACUUGAAACGUUAAAUGUCAAUUUAAAUUUAUUGCAAAGACUUAGUUAG